ACCGGGCCGCUUGGCGGCAGGUGCCGCGGGGCCUCCCCUCCAGGCCCGUGCCUGCGGGCCCGGCCGGUCCCUCUCGGGUGCCCGUAGCGGGCGGGGCCGGGCCGGGCCGUGGGCGGGCGGCGGGGCGCAGCGCAGCGCAGCGGGCGGCCAUGGCGGCGGGCAGCGCCAUCCAGAUCCCUAGCCGCCUGCCGCUGCUGCUCACCCACGAGGGCGUCCUGCUGCCCGGCUCCACCAUGCGGACCAGCGUGGACUCGCCGCGUAACAUGCAGCUGGUGCGCAGCCGGCUCCUGAAGGGCACGUCGCUGCGCAGCACCAUCAUCGGCGUCAUCCCCAACACCAGCGACCCCACGUCCGACUGCGACGACCUGCCCUCCCUGCACAGGAUUGGCACUGCUGCUCUGGCAGUUCAGGUGGUUGGUAGCAACUGGCCCAAGCCGCAUUAUACAUUGCUGGUUACGGGCCUCUGCCGAUUCCAGAUACUGCAGUUGCUGAAAGAGAAGCCGUAUCCAGUUGCUGAAGUUGAACAGUUGGAUCGACUUGAGCAGUUUACUAACCAGCAUAAAUCUGAGGAGGAGCUUGGAGAGUUGUCAGAGCAAUUCUAUAAGUAUGCAGUACAGUUGGUUGAGAUGCUGGAUAUGUCUGUUCCUGCAGUUGCAAAGCUGAGACGUCUUCUGGACAACCUGCCUAGAGAAGCUUUGCCAGAUAUACUUACUUCUAUCAUCCGUACAUCCAACCAAGAGAAGCUUCAGAUUUUAGAUGCUGUUAGGCUGGAGGAGCGGUUCAAGAUGACUAUACCAUUGCUUGUUAGACAAAUUGAAGGACUGAAGCUGCUUCAAAAAACAAGAAAACCCAAACAGGAUGAUGAUAAAAGGGUUGUAGCUAUUCGUCCUAAUAGACGAAUCAAUCACAUUCCAAGCACUACAGAAGAUGAGGAGGAGGAGGAAGAUCAUGAUGAUGUUGUCAUGCUGGAAAAAAAGAUAAGAACAUCCAGUAUGUCAGAACAAGCUCUUAAAGUUUGUCUUAAGGAAAUAAAGAGAUUAAAGAAGAUGCCGCAGUCAAUGCCAGAAUAUGCUUUGACAAGAAAUUACUUGGAACUUAUGGUAGAAUUGCCAUGGAACAAGAGUACGAAAGAUCGCCUUGAAAUUCGUGCAGCUCGAAUUCUUUUGGAUAAUGAUCACUAUGCUAUGGAGAAGUUGAAGAAGAGAGUUUUGGAGUACUUAGCUGUCAGACAGCUUAAAAACAACCUCAAGGGACCCAUUCUUUGUUUUGUGGGGCCCCCAGGAGUUGGUAAAACUAGUGUUGGAAGAUCAAUUGCAAAGACUUUGGGUCGAGAAUUCCACAGAAUCGCCUUAGGAGGAGUCUGUGAUCAGUCUGAUAUUCGAGGCCACAGACGCACCUACGUUGGCAGUAUGCCUGGCAGAAUAAUCAAUGGACUGAAGACAGUUGGAGUUAACAAUCCAGUAUUCCUUUUAGAUGAGGUUGAUAAACUGGGCAAGAGCUUGCAGGGAGAUCCUGCAGCAGCCUUACUAGAGGUCUUGGAUCCAGAACAAAAUCACAGUUUCACCGAUCACUACUUAAAUGUAGCCUUCGAUCUGUCCCAAGUCCUUUUCAUAGCUACAGCCAAUACUACAGCUACUAUCCCACCUGCGCUGCUGGACAGGAUGGAAGUCAUUCAAGUUCCAGGAUACACACAAGAAGAAAAAAUUGAAAUUGCUCAUAGACACUUGAUUCCUAAACAGCUUGAACAACAUGGCCUUACUCCGCAGCAGAUACAGAUUCCACAAGUAACCACUUCAGACAUCAUUACUAGAUACACUAGAGAGGCAGGAGUACGCUCUCUGGAUCGAAAGCUGGGAGCUAUUUGCAGAGCAGUGGCAGUGAAAGUGGCAGAAGGACAACACAAAGAAACAAAGCCAGAUCGUGCUGAAGUGGGUGAAGGAGAAGAUUGCAAAGAACACGUCGCUGAAGACACAAAAGCAGAAUCCAUCAGUGACACGGCUGACCUGGCUCUGCCACCUGAAAUGCCAAUUUUAAUUGAUUUCCAUGCCUUAAAAGAUAUCCUGGGGCCACCCAUGUAUGAAAUGGAGGUAUCUGAACGCUUAAGCCAGCCAGGAGUGGCCAUAGGCUUGGCUUGGACUCCACUAGGGGGAGAGAUCAUGUUCGUAGAAGCCAGCCGCAUGGACGGAGAAGGUCAGCUGACUUUGACUGGUCAACUCGGAGAUGUCAUGAAGGAGUCGGCACAUCUUGCAAUUAGCUGGCUGCGCAGCAAUGCAAAGAGAUACCAGCUGACUAAUGCUUCUGGAAGUUUUGAUCUCCUUGACAACACUGACAUCCAUCUGCACUUCCCAGCUGGAGCUGUCACAAAAGAUGGACCAUCUGCUGGCGUUACCAUAGUAACCUGCCUUGCUUCUCUCUUCAGUGGGCGGCUGGUGUGUUCAGAUGUAGCCAUGACAGGAGAAAUCACACUAAGAGGCCUUGUUCUUCCAGUUGGGGGAAUUAAAGACAAAGUCCUGGCAGCACACCGAGCUGGACUGAAGAGAAUUAUCAUUCCUCAAAGAAAUGAAAAAGAUCUUGAGGAAAUUGCAGUGAACGUACGGCAAGAUUUGACUUUUAUUAUGGCAAGCUGUCUGGAUGAAGUUCUUAAUGCAGCUUUUGAUGGAGGAUUUUCAGUUAAGCCCAGAGUUGAGCGUUUGAAUAGUAAACUUUAAGUAGACAGGCUGAGAUUAACUUCUAUAUCAAGUUUUAAUAGAGAUCAGUAACUAUCAAGUAUAAAUACGAGGUACACUUGAUUGUUUAAAUGUGGGUGUAAGUGCAAUCAAAAUAAAAAAAAUUACUUUAGCAGUUAACAACCCAGAACUGCAUUUUAUGGGCAUGUGCUACUACAAAGAAUCUUAGGGGAAAAAAAAAACUUAUUUCUUCAUAGUGGGUUUCAAGUAUAAGAAAGCUGAAGUUCUUGAGAAAUAUUUGCUUACUUUAUCUGGUAUGUAUUUAUAGAAACGUCAACAGCUGAUUAUAUCCGUAAAGGGGGAAAAACCCCUAGACAGGGAAUAGUAUGCAAUUUGUGUAUUCAGAGGCCACAAACUGCAGCAAAUGCUGCCUAGCAAGAGGAGCUAAUAGAGAUGGGAUGUCACGCUGAUUUGAUGCAGUUUUCUUACUUAGGAAAUAGCAUUGAAGCAAUAUACUAAGGAGCAGUGGCAUCACAGGAAAAACAUUUUUUGAAAUUUAAAAAAAUACUUAAAGGAUUUAACCAGAUACAAUAUAGUCUAAAUUAAGUUAGUAAAUCCUUUCAGCACUCACAAGAGUUGUAGUCUGUAGCAAUAUCAAUGUAGAUAUCAUUUUUCAAACCUAAAUACAGGAAUGCAUUAACUUUUGUCUAGGAAGGGAGAUAAUGCACUAAGGUUCACAUAUGCAAAGUUGUACUUACAGCACUGGAAGUAGGUGGAGUGUACCUGAAAACUUCAUGAGAAAGACUGAGCAUGGUAACAUUUUGGAGGGACAAAGUACAUAUCCUUAAUUCUUACCCAAUACAGAACUAGGAAUAUUGAUUCUGGGAUGCUUGUUUAGACUCUAAAAUUAAAUUAAUUUAAGCAAUGUCAAGAAGACUACUGGAUAGUUAAAUUGCAUUAGGUACUGCACACUGUGAAUAAUGUAAGGUUUCAGAAAGUGUGUCAGUAUCCUAUCUGAGCUGAUAGCUUUGUGUCUUAUUUUCCCUUGAAUGCUAGAGAAUAUAGAAAUUUAACCUUAUGUAAGCUACAAUUCUUGAGUUUUUCACUGUUUUACACUAGGGUCAAGCACAAGAGAAAACCCAGUAUCAUAGUCUGUUCUUGCUCAUUAAUCCUGAAACAAACUCAAGUGUGCUUAUGAAAUGCAAAUUGUAUCAGUUACAAAAGCCUCUUAAAAAGCAACCAAUAAAUCAAAAUUAGUAGCUUGUUUUGCUUUAAUUUCCAUAGAUACAAACAAAGCUGAUUUACCUAUUCACCUGGAACGUAACAGUAAUUGUAUUAAUAAAUUCAGUGGGUAUUUCUGCACCUGACUUAUAAGAUCUCAAAACUUUCACAGAAGACUUCAUCUAAUAAAAUGUUUUUAAAAAAAACUUUGUCUUUUAAGAAUUAAUUACACUCUAAAGUCAUUCACUAUUUAAGUUCCAAGGGUAAGAGGCAACAAAAGAGUCUUUAUGUUCUCUGCCUUACAGAAUACUUGAACACAAAAAGUGCAAAAAAAAUGACAAUCAGUAAAAUAGCAGAAAGGAAUGGUAACUAAUAUCCUGCUUGGCCUUCACUCAACACCAGUAGGGGAGAAGAAAAUCUUCUCUUUACCAAACUUAAUUAAUAUCAAAUAACAAUCCUGCACUACUUUAUGCUAGUAAGAAAACAGACGUGCAUGGAAUUCCAGUGCAGUCUGUUUAUACAUAUAGAAAAAAUGCAUUUUUUGAAAGACAAUAAAUAUAGGGUUUUGUUUGUUUGUUUGAAAAAAAGAAAAAAACAAAAGGCUUCUACAGCAAUUUCACUUCAGAAGAACAGGGAGUUGCUCCCAAAAAAAGUUGAGCAAUGACUUUCUGCCACACCACUCCAAUGUCUUGUGUACAUGGACUUUAUCUAAAAGGUGAGGAAUUUAAUGGAACUCUAAAGAUCUUUAUCUGGAUUUACAUACAGAUUUUCAUGUUCCCACUUGUCACCACAAAAGGUGACUUGGUUAUGUUACUUUGUUGGGAUAUAUAUAUAUUUUUUAAUAUAACCUAAGCAUUAUCCAUUAUAACAGCAGAUAGUUAUAUUUAAGUGUAUUUUCUUUUGUUUUCAUGAAACACUCUAAAGAAUAACAAUCUGUGCAGCAGCAAACCAUAAUAAUAAUGAUCUUUUGAUACACUAGGGAUUAUUCUGCUUUGCACUGACAUUUAAACAGACCUGAUAAUAAACAUGAGCAUGUCCCUUAGAAUAUACUAUAAGGUAACUAAGCUUAUCAAAGGUAAAAGGCAGCAGUAGUAGUUCCUUUCCUCUAUGCACAGUCCACACUCUUAAGUUGCUACAGAUAAAACUACCCCACUAGUGCAAUUCAUGCUUUUAAUCAUAGUAGCUUUGAAACAAUACUGAAUAAUGCAAUGGUAUAGAUAGCAAUACAAAACAGUUCAUCUGCUUCAAUUUAAAGCAAUACUGCAAACAAAAACUGAUCAGACAUGUCAAAACAGAAGCCAUAUACUAACCUAAGUAUAACAUAACUAAGAAGCCAUAUUUGUCAAACAUUUUCCUUUUAAGGCUUUUUUUUUCAAGGCAAUGAAAAACAAUGGAGGUAGUAAUAGGGGAUAAAUAUAAGAUCUACUGCAUUUUAUCUAUUAAAGACAAAUUUGAAUACUCUCCCAAUACAGCAAAGAAAAAUAGUACUUUCUAAAAUAAAUAGCUAAUGCUAAGACAUUGGCAGGCUUUAAUACACCAUUUAUUUUAGAUAAGGUAGUAAGCUGUACAGAUUUUUAAUACGUUUUCUUUUUUCAUAUAUAACAGAGCAAGGUUUACUUACCAGAUCCUCAAACUACUUAGCGGAGAUCCACUGAAUUAUGCUUCCAAUACUUUUGAGGAUCUGGGCCUAAGUAUAAUUUGUUUAGUCAUUCCAUCUGAUGAUGGGCAUCAAAUGUUUCAUAUAGGUUUUUGUUGUUUUGUCUGUUACACCAAAUAGAGUACCAAUUUACAUCAUAGUAGUAAGUUCAGCAUAUGUUAGUUGUGCUAUAGCAUGUCAUCUGUAAAACACAAUGAAAAAACAGUCUGACCAUAUCAGUUAGCUUCUAAAGCUCAUUAUAAAUGCCCUUUUUAGUCCCCUUCAGAAUCAUACUCUCAAGUUCCAGCCUAAAUAAAAAUCACUGUAUAUCAGUGCAGAAAGGUUUCAAGAUUCACAGUUCUUCUGGGGACACAACAUGAGUACAAGCAGCAGCAAUCUCAAGUAACUUGCAUGCUUACACAGCCCUGUGACACUCCAGUUGCAACUAUCAGGCUGCUUAGGGCAACCCUUACAGGUUCUUAGCUAGAUUUCCUUACAGAACUUGAGCCGAAAAGCAGAUAACCUUGGCAGGUAAACUUCAGUCCAAGCCAGCCAAUGAGGAGUGAAUGGGUGAGCUGGUGAGUAAAUGUAUGCCUAUAAAAUCUAUUUGCGUAUUUAGCUGAGUUUCUGUCAGUAGACCAGAAGACAAAACUUGGGUAAAUAUAGACAAGCUUAAUUAGGUGAGAGUAAUUACUGAGUUCAGAAGACUGCAAACAAUUAGUUGUCUAUUUGGUAAAGAAAAAAAAAUGCUAGAUUGGAGGAUUUGUUUUGAAACAUCUAUCUACUGUUACAGUACAUCUUUUAACUGAAAUCUGUGCAAAAUUUCAACAGCCUAAGAAACAAAUUAUAAGUAUUUUUUUCUUUCAUUACACGAAAUCAGUUGUUUCUGUAGUAGUGUAUGUAUCCAACCUGAUGAGUUUUAUGCUCCUUACCUGUACAACUACUUACCUUAUGCACCAAAAUAAUAUGAACAACACUUGACUUAGCUAAGCAAUUUCUGAUAAGAAAGUUAAAGACAGUGCACAGUAAAUAAACUGUAUUUUAAUGUGUUACAAAAGUAAUUCAUAGCCAGACUACCUCUCUGAA
Cygnus olor (mute swan) is the source of this 6609-nucleotide messenger RNA. It is a transcript of the gene LONP2, whose product is annotated as lon peptidase 2, peroxisomal. The coding region runs from base 150 to 2708 and encodes 852 amino acids. Gene Ontology annotation, cellular component: peroxisomal matrix. NCBI's taxonomy places the organism in Eukaryota, Metazoa, Chordata, Aves, Anseriformes, Anatidae. The record is from RefSeq and is a predicted model, not a curated record. The transcript is spliced from 15 exons. Gene Ontology annotation, molecular function: ATP binding; serine-type endopeptidase activity; ATP-dependent peptidase activity. Gene Ontology annotation, biological process: protein targeting to peroxisome; protein quality control for misfolded or incompletely synthesized proteins; protein catabolic process.